GCGCAGCAGGAAGGAGAAGAAGAAGAAUUAACAAGACUGAUCUCAAAUGCAGAAGGAGGAGGGGGAGAUGGGAGGAGGAGCAGAAGCACAAAUGGAGAUGGUGGGGAAGGCCUUUGUGAAGCACUAUUACGGUCUCUUCGACGCCGGUAGCAGGCCAGCGCUCGCCGGGCUCUACCACCCCUCCACCUCCAUUCUAUCCUUUGAAGGUCGGCGAUUCGACGGAGCCGACAGCAUCGGCCGCCAUCUCUCUCAGCUCCCCUUCGACCUCUGCCGCCACAUGGUGGCCACCGUCGACUGUCAGGGGUCCCCAUUCGCCGCUGGCGGCAUCCUUGUGUUUGUCACCGGAAGCUUGCAACUUUCCGGCGAGGAACACAGCCUCAGCUUUAGCCAGAUGUUUCAGCUCGUACAGUCGACGGAGGGGAGAUUUUACGUGCAAAAUGAUAUAUUCAGGCUGAACUAUGGAUGAAAAUCUGCUACGGUCUGAUCAAAGGGAUGAAUUGGUUGGAUUUCAGAAAUAUUUUAUAUAUUUAUGUAUAAGAUUAUUUUUUUACUUGGCUGCAAUUUUUGGAUGGUUUAUUUUCGUUGAAUUACUGUAAUAAUUCCGUCAAUUAUAUUUGUGGUGAUUGUGAUGAAAGUUUUAAAAUAUUUGGGAUGAGAAAAUAAAAAAAAAAAA
Dendrobium catenatum is the source of this 673-nucleotide messenger RNA. RefSeq names its product nuclear transport factor 2B. Gene Ontology annotation, cellular component: nuclear pore central transport channel. NCBI's taxonomy places the organism in Eukaryota, Viridiplantae, Streptophyta, Magnoliopsida, Asparagales, Orchidaceae. The transcript is spliced from 2 exons. Gene Ontology annotation, biological process: nucleocytoplasmic transport. The record is from RefSeq and is a predicted model, not a curated record. Bases 47 to 466 code for a protein of 139 amino acids.